Molecule: messenger RNA, 985 nt
Organism: Fopius arisanus
Lineage: Eukaryota; Metazoa; Arthropoda; Insecta; Hymenoptera; Braconidae
Exons: 1
Coding region: 49-834 (261 amino acids)
Molecular function (GO): nucleic acid binding
Source: RefSeq, a predicted model, not a curated record
UUUGUGGCAUUCGUCCAUGAAGAAGAUGCGAGAAAAUGCAUCGAGGGGAUGAACACAACCGGAGACAUUCAGCUGUUGACGAUCACACGAGGCAGACUUCGACCACCUCAUCUGCUAGAUAAAUACCGAGGACGACCAGCGAAUAAUCCCAAUCCUACGCCUGUUGGUGUGAAGACAAUGAAGAAAGGUCAUAACGAUAAACCCAGAGGCAAGAGGAGUCCAAUAAAUGGACAGAGUAAUUACAAGGCUGAUACCAAAGUCGUCAAGAGCAUUGAUAAAACCGUUAGGAAGAGCUCUGAUUCCAUGAACACUCAGACUGUCGCACGUACAGAAGACAAUUUAGAAGAGAACCUCGAUCUUAAUCCGGAUGAUCUGGAUGAAUCUAUUGAAGUAUUUCCAAGUUCCGAUCUUCCUGAGGAGCUACGCGAAGAGAUGGUUAUUCUUCUCAGAGAGCUUUUGAAGGACUUGCCCCAGGCUAUCCAGAAAGUCACCAUGAUCAAUCCCCCUGAGCCCUCCACGAGGUCUUUUUAUGUUCCCAUUAACUCCCGCGUUUCCUGGAGAAUGCUCCGUAAUGUCCAAGUGGAAGAAGUGCAAGCAUUUCCUGUUGUAAUUGCAAAUAUUCAUGAUAUAUGCAACAUUGAGUUCAUCAUGGAGCUGUUUGGAAUGUAUGAACCGAUGCUGAUAUCCAAGAUGAAGAUUAUUCCUGAUACUUAUAUUCGAUAUUGCUGGCUGUAUUUUAAGAGCCCAAAGACUGCUGAGGCUGUGGAAAGGGGUUUUGAUAAUGGGAAAAUUUGCGGCAACUCUCUCAUAGUCAAAGUGGUAGAAAAAAAAUGAUUAGUCAUUUACCUAAUUGGAUAAUUACAAAAGCAUAGAAGCAUUAAUUACAUAAUUACAUAAUUACAUAAUGAACGUACAAAUCAUGGAGAUAUCUCUAUUAAUUAUUGUUCAAUCUCGGGGAUUACGUGUUAGUGAAAGCAUCAACAUU